Messenger RNA from Acyrthosiphon pisum (pea aphid), 4110 nucleotides. RefSeq names its product matrix metalloproteinase-2. The transcript has 10 exons. The coding region runs from base 417 to 2345 and encodes 642 amino acids. Gene Ontology annotation, biological process: proteolysis; extracellular matrix organization; collagen catabolic process. The record is from RefSeq and is a predicted model, not a curated record. Gene Ontology annotation, molecular function: zinc ion binding; metalloendopeptidase activity. Lineage: Eukaryota; Metazoa; Arthropoda; Insecta; Hemiptera; Aphididae. Gene Ontology annotation, cellular component: extracellular matrix.
GAAUGAACGACCGACCGACCAGCAGUGGUGCGGCCGUGGCGGACGCGUGCGGUAGUGUAUCGAUUGGGACUGUAGUUUGAGAGUUUUCAUUUUGUACCGUUUUGAAAAUCAUCACACCCCCAACGAUCGUAUACAGUAUUAUGACGAUAUCCGCGUGCGAGAGCGUAAUAAUUUUCGUAUGAGAUAAAAUGUCAAUAGGUUUUUUUUGACGUAUUGUAAUUUAUAUUAUCUAUAUACACCUAUAUCGCAUAUACGGUCGACGAGUAUAUUAAAUAUUAACCCUUCGUCAACGUGCGGGGAUCUGGCCAGAGAAUCAAUUUGAUGCCGAUAAAAUUAUAUAAUAUUACAUCGGCACGCCGGUGUUGUUGACAAGUGUUAUAUCAGACAUAAAUGACUGUUGGGUGGCGUAUGAUAACAUGCUAACGGCCCGAAUAUUCGUCGAGCCUAUGCCGUUCAAAUUGCUGGUUGUUCGAUGGUUACUUUUGGCCAUUAGCGUACAAACCGUUUUUUCAAGACCCAUUCAAGAAUCCAACAAUACAAGUCGACGGGCCCGAUCAACGCCAAUCUACGAGGAUGUGCAAGGGUAUUUGAUGAAGUUUGGUUACUUACCAGAAUCGGAUCUAGAAACGGGCAAUAACUUGAGGGACGGAAGUCAACUACACGAUGCUCUGCGAACAUUGCAGACGUUUGGAAAUAUUCCUAUCACCGGUAAAUUAGACGAGGCCACUAAACAGUUAAUGAAGAGACCUAGAUGCGGCGUUUCCGAUAUUUCACCGACAGCGGGCCAACACCGGACCAAACGCUACACCCUGCAAGGUCAAAAAUGGCAUCACGUCAACCUGACAUGGAGUUUGCGGACAAGGCGCUUGGAUAAAGUAGACCACGGAUGGGUGAGGUCGGACUUGAACAAGGCGUUUCAAGUGUGGGCCAAAUAUUCCAAACUCACGUUUCGGGAAGUUAACAGCGAAUCUGCAGACAUUCUGGUGUUUUUCGAAAAAGGUUACCACGGUGACGGAUAUCCGUUCGAUGGGCCGGGUCAAGUGUUGGCUCACGCAUUUUUCCCGGGCACCGGACGAGGAGGAGACGCUCAUUUUGACGAGGAAGAAGAAUGGCUGGUGGCCGACAAGACAAGUAAAGACGGAACCAGUUUGUUCAGGGUGGCCGUGCACGAAUUUGGUCACUCUCUCGGUCUUUCGCACUCAUCGGCAGAAGACGCAUUGAUGUUCCCAUGGUAUCAGGAUCUGAAAUCCAACUUUGAACUUCCCAAUGACGACCGGAUUGGUAUACAGGUCCUUUACGGUGCAAAAAAUGACAAGAUCUGGGGUGACAUACCGGCGUACAGACCAACUUCGCAGAGACCGGAUCCAUCGACUACCGUUCCGACGAUAUCUAGUACAGCUAGGACAGUAAUUACCAAGUCCAUGACCAGUAUCACCAAUCCCAUUACCCCAGUGACAUACACUACCAGCAGACCAAUGCCACCAAGGCGCCCACCCGUAGCAGUAGUCGUCGACGACAAACCGGACUUUUGCAACACAUCAUUCGAUGCAGUGUCAAUCAUACGGAAGGAUACGUUCUUCUUCAAGGGCAAAUACACGUGGAGACUAGGCCCCAAGGGAGUUUACGCCGGAUAUCCGGCUCUAAUUUCACGGCUGUGGUACAAUCUGCCAGAAGACAUGAACCAGGUGGACGCGGUGUACGAAAGGCUAGACGGCAAGAUUGUGUUUUUCAUAGGUCGUCAAUAUUACCUGUUCGACGGCAACAACCCGCUGCGAGGAUACCCGAAGCCGUUGACGACGCUCGGACUGCCCGAAGAGCUGGACCGUGUGGACGCGGCCAUCGUCUGGGGCCACAACAGCAAGACGUACAUAUUCAGCGGCACAAUGUAUUGGAGGUUCGACGAUGAAACUGGCCAGAUGGAGUUGGACUACCCGCGGGACAUAUCGUCUGUAUGGCGGGGAGCGGGAUACAACAUCGACGCGGCGUUCCAAUGGCACGACGGUGCAACGUACUUCUUCAAGAAUCGCGAUUUCUGGAAGUUCAACGAUCUCAGGAUGCGCGUCGAACAGGAGGAGCCCAGGUCGAUCGGCGAGUUCUGGUUCAACUGCACUGCGGUUGACGGUGUCGGCGACAGGUGGCCCGUCACCAAGAACAAGGGCCGGACGACCGGUCAGAAGGGCGCUGCGGGCCGCGGUGGCCGAUAUCGGACGGCCGACGACGGGCCGUCUGGCAGCGGCGAUGUCAGCUCUUCGGGGUCCGUCUCCACCGAUCAUACGCCGACUCCGAUCAUGGCGUGGUCGGUUACGAUGGCGUCGAUCGCGGCAAUCGUUCGGUGGGCACGAUGAACGUCGCCACGAAAAACCAUACGUGUUCGUCAUAUGUAUAUAAUAUAAUAUGAUAAUAUUGUAAUAUUUAUUGUGAUGUAUAAUAAGCAUACGGCGUCCGCCAAAGUCCUAUGGCCGUCGAGUGUGACGAUUUGAGGGAUAGCGAAAAUCGCUGUCGUAUCGAGUUAUUCAAUCAAAUAAUAAUAUAAUGUAACUGAUGUAUUAUACAAUGUGAUGCGAUACUACCGCUGUGUAGAUUUGGGCCCGUCGGAUCUGAGUGAAAAAUAAACGAACAGAUUCGAUUUAAUUAGACUGGCAAUUGGCAAACCUGCAGUUUCAAAUUUUGGAUGCAAGUCUCGUGGUUCCGUAAAAAAAUUGAGUGAUUUAAUAUAAUAUACAUAGAUAUUUCGAUACCCAUCACAAGAAUACUCGUAAUCCCGCUGUUACGAUUUUAUUAUAUUUUAAAGUUUUUCAACCACAAAUGCAUAUAAAUAUUAAUACAUUUUUAAGACUUAAAUACUCAUUAACACAAUUUGGAGCAUUAUUCUCAUACAGUGUACCUCCGAAUAUUGUGCAAUUUUUUUCUGUGCUCACUCCAAAAAAUUCAAGCAUUCUUGCCAUUCGUCUCCGUCGCACUUCUUUGGAAUGCACGUCGAUAUAAUUUAUUAUAUGUACAGCGUAAUUUACAAAUCAUGCUCACCCCAUUUUUCAUUUUAUAUUUCAUAAUGCAAUUAUUUCAAUUCUGAUUUUUAAAUAUACUUAAAUACCAUAUUUUUAAAUUCUUAAAAUUGUUUGUACCUAUCAUAAUUUCGGAAUGUAUAAACUGUGGAAAUAAAAACUUCUGUUUUUUAAAUGAGAGCCCUCAUUAUUUACUGUACAAUUUUGGGGAUAAUUUUUUUUUUUUUAAUGUUUAUGUAGUUAAGUACCUAAUUCAAAAUUCGAACGAAUAGUUUUUCAGUCAUUAAAAUGUUUCUGGUAAGUAUAAUAGUCCUUAAAAAUGUUUUUACGAAAAUAUAAAACAGAUUAAUAAUACUUGGACAUUCUUUACAAAUUAUAAAUGUUGAUAGUCGAUAGAUUUAUAAUAUUUACUAAAAUGUUUAAUUCCACUGUAUUAUUGUAUAUAAUAUAUUAUAUAUUUCCAUAUAUUCCAAGCCCAUUAUUGUAGACGCAAUUGAUCAUUUUUACUCCUUAUAGACUAUAGUACACAAGGUUAAAUAACUCAAAAACGAAUCGUUCGAAUUUUGAUUUUGAUACAUCAACAAUUUCAGAAAAACUAUCCAUUAAAUAAUUUACCACACACUUUCUAUAUCAGAAUCCCUCCGUUCUCAUUUAAAUGUAUACGUUGUAUAUUCAAAGCACACUCCUUAUGUAGGUAAUAGAACAAUUUAUUUUCAAGCAUUUAAAAAUAUCGUCUUUAAGUUAAUUUUAUUUAAAAAUUCCAAAACUUUUUUUUGAAUAACUGCAUAUUAUUGGUUGAGCAGCUUGAUGCAUCAUCCUGUACAUCCAAGUAUAGUAUAAUAUUCAGAACAAUAUAACGGUGCAAACCACCUGUUUACAGGAAGUGUUAUUUUCGGUAUUCUAUAAAGUCAUGUUUUUAGACCUUUGAAACAACCACUCACUCCACCAUCCGGGAUACAGUAGAGUUGCGGCUACAUUUUAUCGUCAUCAAUCCGACGUUGUUUAAAAUGUCUGACAAAUUUUGUGAUAUUUUUUUUCUAUCAACUCUAUUAUAUUUUAUACCUAUUUAUAUAAUUAUAUUUACUAUACAUAUUAUAGGUAAUCGAUU